Messenger RNA from Leishmania major strain Friedlin, 1038 nucleotides. RefSeq lists its product as hypothetical. The record is from RefSeq and is a predicted model, not a curated record. NCBI's taxonomy places the organism in Eukaryota, Euglenozoa, Kinetoplastea, Trypanosomatida, Trypanosomatidae. The transcript has a single exon. The coding region runs from base 1 to 1038 and encodes 345 amino acids.
AUGUUCUCUCGCACGGGCUUCCGCUGUGCCCCUGUCGUCGAGGACGUUGUGGCUGCGUUCAAGGUGCUCGGCCUCGCGUACAAUCCACGCGCACCGGCAUCUAGUCGACCUGGAGUGGACGACGUGCGGCGGCAGUACCUCGAGAUGGCACGACUGCACCACCCCGAUUUGAGCAGCGGCGAUGACAAUCGCAUGAAGGUGAUUAAUACGGCCUAUGAGCUUAUCCAGUCCAGCGGCAUUCUGCAUGGCGCUUACGACGCACCGGCGGGUGCGAGAGAGGGCGUAGCCGGACAGCAAGGAGGCGAAGCCGGAACUGCCACUCGCUUUGCACGCAAGGCUGGCGCGCGUCGGCGCCGCAUGCCAGACGACUUUGCCAGCGGUGACGACUCCUCCUGGUCGAUGAAGACGUCGCUGGACUGGCAAGCGAUUAUGAACAGCACCGAAACGCUGUCGGAUGAAGAGAUGAAGAACCCUGCCAACCACCCGUUCAGUCACAGCAAGUUCUUCACCUUCGAAGAUGAUCUCACAAUCUACCGCAUGAUCUGUGGCGGUGCCACGGUGCGGCAGGUGGCCAGGUCGCUGGGCAAGCCAGCGACGUUCAUUGAGCGACGCCUUCAGAACGCGCAGUUCAAGUUGCGAGUACAGUACGUCCUGCGACAGGACAAGCGCAAGUCGACUGCGGCCUCGUCGAAUGGCGCGGCCUCGUCAGGCUCCAUGCAACAAACCACCUCGACCACGAUAACCGAGCCAGCUACACGUCGCGCGCUUCGCCGCUCUCCGUACGAAGACGCGCAUGUCAGCAGCACUGUGCGAAAGCGGGAGUGGGAACCAUCGUACCCGGAGUGGCGGGCGCCGCGCUACCGUGAUCAAAUGACGCUGGAGGAGCAGGGAAGGCUCGACGGCCUCCUCCGCGAGACGCCUCGCGCCGCCCAUGCGGCUGGUAAAUCAGUAUCAUCGCUCCACAGUGCACGACGCAGUGCUGCUUCCAAGAUGGGCCGCUCGUACGAGAACUACAAGCGGUUGAGACCCAGCUUUUGA